This is a messenger RNA of Gongylonema pulchrum, 285 nucleotides long. The record is from the annotation of a GenBank genome assembly. NCBI's taxonomy places the organism in Eukaryota, Metazoa, Nematoda, Chromadorea, Rhabditida, Gongylonematidae.
AUGACGACGACAACAACAACGACGAAAGCAACGCCCAAACUUGCAAAUGGUUCUGAAGCAAUAUCGAGCAGUGAUGAUUACUAUGCGUAUGAAGACGAAGACGAUUACACUAUCCAUGCAAAUGACACCAAAACAAAAGAAAAGAAUGUGGACGAAGUAAUGUGUAAUCGCUACGGUAAAGGCUUGUUGAAGUGGAUGAAAAACAACGAGAACAGAUGGAGUGAAUUUCUCACCGAGGUAUAUUUUUGCACCUGUCUUUUCGUAGACGAAAAUCAUAAGACUUAA